Molecule: messenger RNA, 96 nt
Organism: Phytophthora nicotianae INRA-310
Lineage: Eukaryota; Oomycota; Peronosporomycetes; Peronosporales; Peronosporaceae
Exons: 1
Coding region: 1-96 (31 amino acids)
Source: RefSeq, a predicted model, not a curated record
AUGACAGCGACGCAGAAGCCGAGUGGGAAGAGUACAUUCGACGUCAACGCAGCAUCGAGAGCAACCAGUUCGACAACGAGAGCGUUGCCAGCUUAA